This is a messenger RNA of Colletotrichum scovillei, 1152 nucleotides long. RefSeq lists its product as uncharacterized. NCBI's taxonomy places the organism in Eukaryota, Fungi, Ascomycota, Sordariomycetes, Glomerellales, Glomerellaceae. Gene Ontology annotation, molecular function: protein binding; 6-phosphogluconolactonase activity. The transcript is spliced from 4 exons. Bases 1 to 1152 code for a protein of 383 amino acids. The record is from RefSeq and is a predicted model, not a curated record.
AUGCGCUCGUUCCAAUUACUUUCGAUCGCGGCAGCCGCUGCUCCGGCCCUGGCCGACAGUCAUUACUUCUUCUCGGGCUUCUUUUCCGGCAGCACUAUUGUCGGUGUCGAAUUCGAUGACCAGACAGAGUCGCUCACCUUGAAGAACAAUAUCAGCACAGACGCGAGCUCGGGCUCCAAGUGGAUUCACAUCGAUUCCCGCCUGAAGAACCUUUAUGUCGGUACGACUGGUUACUUCCAGAGCUACGCCAUCACAGACGACCUCAGCUUGACGUACAGCAGCAACGUCAGCUUGUCUUCAGACUGUGAGCACCCCCAAAGUAGCAACGCCAACUACAUCACGUCUUCCUCUGCCUCUCCUUACACUGUUUUCGGGACUCCCUAUGGAGGUGGCUGCUCAAGCCUGGCCAUCACCGUCGAUGACGCUGGUGUGCUUCAGGAGGCCACUGCGAAUGUCACAUAUGACAGCGCCGGAGGUGUCCACGGAACAUGGAUGAGCCCCAACAACGACUUCAUCUACUCCGCCGAUGACAUGGGCAACGCCGUCUGGGCUCACUCCUAUGACAACACCACUGGAGAGGUUACAGAAGUCCAGUACCUUGCCGCAGCCGAGGGAUCCAACCCCAGACACUUGACCGUGCACCCCAAUGGCAACUGGGUCUAUGUCGUCUAUGAGGAGGCCAACUCCAUCGCGUCUUACAAACGCGACACGACUACCGGCAAGCUGACUUUCACCAACACCACCUACUCUCUCUUGCCCUCAGGUUACACCAACACGUCGUCCUACUGGGCCGACGAAGUCAUGUUCUCCAUCCCCAGCAGCAACGCUAGCGCCACCGCGCCCAAGUACCUGAUUGCUGCCACCCGCUCCCGCACCGUCGGUGUCCCGGGCUACGUUUCCGCUUUCUCUCUCGACAGCACCACCGGCGCCAUCACCGAGCAGCUGUUCCUCACCCCUACCACGAACAGCGGUGGCUCUGCCAAUGCCGUCUCUCCCGCUAAGUUCAGCGAGGAUUACUUUGCCAUUACGGACAGCGGCUCUAACUUCCUGGAAGUAUGGAAGAUCGACGCUACUGGCUCAUCUACGACUGCGGCAGCUGUCGCGCACCUGGCAUUGGCAUCGGGACCGGCUAAUGUUGUUUGGUACAGCUAA